AUGUCAGGCCAUUUGAGUUCGAUCCUUUCGAAGAACAAACAUAAUGGGAAUGUGGAAGAUAUUCUCGAGUUCAAGAGUCAAACUCAUAAUCGCUCCCUUGCCCCCAAACUCGCUGCAUUACGUGACGAUGGUCGCUUAUGUGAUGUGACUUUGAUAGCCAAGGGACUCCGUAUAAACGCCCAUCGAGUCAUACUCGCUGCGAACUCGGAUUACUUCAGAGCCAUGUUCACAAGUGAAAUGAUCGAAUCUCGGCAGCAAGAAAUAGAAAUGGUCGAUAUCGAAGGGGCAGCGCUUGAUGCUCUGAUUAGUUUCUGCUAUUGUGGUAAGGUACGGAUCAGCGACGUCAACAUUCCUAGCACUCUCCACGCUGCUUGUCUGCUCCAGUUAGACGAAAUCAAGGUUUUCUAUGUUCAAGAUCUCGAUAGUUAG
Molecule: messenger RNA, 429 nt
Organism: Haemonchus placei
Lineage: Eukaryota; Metazoa; Nematoda; Chromadorea; Rhabditida; Trichostrongylidae
Source: the annotation of a GenBank genome assembly